AUGGCCUCUUUCCACUUUUUUCCCGAUCUGCCGUACGAACUCCGGCAUCAGAUUUGGCAGCAAGCCAUUCGACCAUCCGCGAAGAAAUGCUCCGGCAUACAGCAUUUCUCCAUCCUCCACAGCAAUAUGAAGUCAGGAAACACAGCCUCCAAGCCCAAAGUACUACCCUCAUAUAGAGGUGUUUCAACGUCUUGUGACAAACGAACGGCCUUCGCCGCCGAAAUACCAGGGGCCGAAGCGAUCGAAGCCAACCGGUCCGCGUACAUGUGGGAUGCUGGUCUAUGGACCGCUUGUUGGGAAUCCCGCCAGAUCAUCUUGCGUCACUGGGAAAUGAAGAAAUGGUCGGAGAAGAGACGCAAAUUCCUGUCUGACGGGAUAACGUUUGGGUGGGGGGAGGAAAUGUGGCGCGAGAAUCAAGAUUUCUGCAUUACCAUCAACGCGCCAUCUCUAACCACAAAUGAUGGUGGCGAGGAAUGGCAGCUUAUGGUCCGUCCAUACGAAGAUGCAUUCUAUUUCGACCCGUCGAGUCUCGUGGACGCGCUCAAACAACCAAGCCCACUCCCGUACGACGAUAAUUUGUUCGAGAUCAUGCAGCAACUGCCCUUCUCAGGGGUUAAUUAUGGCUGCCAACCUGUGCAGCACUUCAUUUUUGAUUUCGAUCCAAAUUGGCUCAAUAAUCUUCCCAGAUGGGAUGCCCAUCUGGAUAGCGAUUCUCCACAGGGGUUUAUCAUAGACUUGCUAUGGAAACUGGCAAGGAGAGAAACAGAGUUCCAUAUUUGGCUGAUUGAUCGCAGCCUUCGUCAGUCCAGUAUCAAAAAUGGGGAUAAAGUUCUCCCAACUGGUGUCGUGGACGACGAUGCUAGGGUAUUUUACAACUGCGAUGAGGAGUUUGUCGACCUGGGGAAGGCCGGAUACGAACACUUUGAUCGGCCUUGGAUGUUGCGAGACGAGAAGAAGCUUUCUGCCGCCUUGGCUAGGGAAGAGAACGGAUUCGCCGGCUGGUUCAUAUGGUGGCUGGCCGAAAAUCUCAACGAAACUUUGUCUGAGGUCAAAAGCUACCCCGAUAAAUUUGAUGAUUCGACGUUCGAGUCUUUUUGGGUGGAGGAUCAUAUCAGCAUUCUUGGUUAUAGGAGAUAG
Clonostachys solani is the source of this 1137-nucleotide messenger RNA. The record is from the annotation of a GenBank genome assembly. NCBI's taxonomy places the organism in Eukaryota, Fungi, Ascomycota, Sordariomycetes, Hypocreales, Bionectriaceae.